This is a messenger RNA of Chelonoidis abingdonii (Abingdon island giant tortoise), 1857 nucleotides long. Lineage: Eukaryota; Metazoa; Chordata; Testudines; Testudinidae. The record is from RefSeq and is a predicted model, not a curated record.
CAACACAGUGCCAGGGGAUUAGUUCAUCCCUGCUGUGACUUCCCCACCUCUGAAAGGCCCUGGGGAUCUAUGGGGCAGUCUGAGGAGCAGAGGACAGAGGGUUCAUAGGGGCCCAGCGCCUCCUUUUCCCAUUGCCUUUAAAUCUCCCUCCUGUGGAGCUUGCUGCCAAAGGGGAGGGGAGGGGACGGCCAGGGGAUGGGCAGGCUUGCCCUCCCCCUCACUCUCCGACAGCAACUUUUCCUGUGAGCGCUGCAGCCUGGAGUCUAACAAUUAUUGCCUGUGCUCACAUCUGGAAGGAAGUGAGCGGCUCUUUCCACUGGGCCGCCUGCACCAGGGGGGACUGGCAGCCAGCUCCUGUCCCGCCCCAGCUGCAGAGGGCUCGGGGAACUCCAGAACGGGGCUGCUCCAGAGCCUGCGCCUGCGGACGGACAUGGGGGGAGCCGGGAGCCCCAGAGCCGCAAGGCCCCUGCUGUGAAGGUGGCAGCACAAGGGGUGCCGCGAGUACGUCGCCCUUCGGCCUGGUGAGAGCCCCAGUGGUGCCACCAUGGAGACACGCAAGCGUGAGAUGGAGUUACUGAGCAACAGCAUGGCCGCCUAUGCCCACAUCCGAGACAAUCCUGAGAGCUUUGGCCUCUAUUUUGUCCUGGGCGUCUGCUUCGGCCUGGUGUUAACCCUCUGCUUGCUGGUGAUCCGCAUCUCCUGCCAGCCGCGCACCCGCAGCCUCCCUGCCAAGCCCAGGAGGAGCUUGCGGGACGUCAGCGAGGAAGACGAGGAGGAGGAGGAGGAGGAGGAGGACACGGCUGACAACGUGGCGGCGGAGUCCCCGCUGCCCAUCACCGAGAUCCCCCUGGAGAACCACAGCCCGACAGAUGGCACCUUGACUGUCAACGUCUUUGCCUCGGCGGAGGAGCUAGAGCGGGCGCAGCGGCUGGAGGAACGGGAGCGCAUCAUCCGGGAGAUCUGGCGCAAUGGCCAGCCGGACAUCCUGGGCACGGGCACCGUGGGCAGAGUGCACUACUACUGAGUGCAGGCAUGGGGCCUGGCUGCCCAGCUCCCUGAGCUGGACUGUGAUGGCAGCCCCCCAGCCACGUGGGGCUCUGGUAGGAGGGCCCCCUGCACGCGCUGCUCUUAGGCACUCCCAGAAAGGGUGCCCAUGAGUCUGGAGAUGUUCCCCAGCCCUUUGCACAGCCCUGGGCACUGUGUCUGUGUGCGAGCUGGGCGGGGCUUGGCCCCCUGAAAUGCCCCGUUAGCUGGCACCAGCUGCACAUGGUGUUUGUUACUGGCGGAGCGAAUAGAGCCAAGUUCUGCCGAGCACCAAGCUCCCCGAGGAGCUGCUCUCGUUAACUGACUGCUAAGGGCCCCUCUCAGCGCUGAUGAUGGGGAUCUCCCUGCUCUUCCUGCAGAAGCUCCCUGCCCCCACCAGAUCAGGGACACCACGCAGGUCCUGCCAGGCUGUCUUCCCACCCUCAGCGAACCAAGUGCAUAAGACGGCAGCAAGGAGAGAACUGAGUGCCCGGCCAGCCCAGCGCCUGGAAGGGUCCUGCUGGGGCAUGGAUGGACUGGGACGCAUGGACGGACUCUCCCAGAACUGGCCACCAUGGGUGGCUUUGUCCCUUCCUCUGAAACACUUGGUACUGGCUGGUGUUGGAGGGACAAUGCCAGGCUAACAGGUCCCCCCCCAGCCAGGCCCCCAUGUACUGCAAAGUGCUAGGUAAGGUAGAGCUUAAAGGCAAGGGGCAGCGCGAUAGUUACUGGGCUGUUAGCAGUAGUUCCUGGGGUGCUCGUGUCACAGAGUGUGGGGGAGUCAGAGCCCUGCACCCCCAACGUCCUGUGAUUCACCGUGACUCUCAGCCAGUC